AUGAGCGCACAUUUUCAGCCAACCCCAACUCCCCCAGGGCAAUGGGUGCCUGGCUCAUGGGGCACAUCCGGUAGUGCAUUGACUCCACAGGCCCCACCAGCAGACCCAUCAGUUGCCUCUUGGCAGUCUCAGCCGGGGCCACACCCGGCGAUCACCGGUGCGGCAUGGAUGCAGCAUCAACAGGGAAAGGGCCAGUAUGCGAUGACUCCGCAAGGUCUUGUUUCGGGCUCUCCAUUUGGUGCUCUGUCGUGGGAACAAGCUCCUUCGCAAGGUUCUGCGGACACGUUUUCUGCAGAGUAUGCCGGCAAGGGUGUGCCCGCACACCACUUUCAAUCAGCUCCUCCAGGCGCAUGGCAGCCUGAAGGUGUUCCGGAUGCUCACCGCAGACGUCGACACCGUUCUCGCUCCCCUCGCAGAUCAACUAGUACUGAUGUCCUGCAAGCUCUACAACGGGGAGGCGUGAACUUGUUCCGGGAAGUCUUCCAUCAAUUACCGCAGGAAUUCCGAGCAGUGACCCUUGAGGCUCCACCGGGUUUGGUCGUCGACACGCAAAGCAUCACCAACCAAGAGGAUCGUAUGUCCAUGUGCAGGAGGCUGAACGACCUCCGCAGGGAGCGACUGGCUCCCCUUGCAUCUCCAGCGUCGGCGCCAUUCUAUCAGGAGGAUGGCUUCAAAUGUGUACCUAUGAGUCGUCAAACUGAGAAGCACUUUUGGGACCUGUUCCAUCAUCAUAGGCUCCCCGUGGCCACCACUGAUGCUUCCAGAUGGAAAGCUGUCUUGAAGCAUGUUGACCAAUGCCCUGAGAAGCCUAAGAGCACCCCAACCUCCAGGGACGUGGAGUGGGCUUCCGCUGACUUGCAAGAUGGACAUGCAGCUACUGUGAAUUCCCCUCCGCGGACCGCGCGCCAGCAGACUUCGAGUUUCCAGGCCUUGCAGGAUCUGGCUGCGGGCUCUCCUCUCAAGCCCGGUCUCCCACUCGCUGGUGAGGAGGACUACGCGACAUGGGUCAAAGGCCGUGUUGAUGUUGAUACGGCCAACCUGUCCUGGACCUCGCUGGAGCUGGACACCAAAGCCCACAAGUUCUCUAAAAAGAUGUCUGCGGAGAAGGCCUUGAAGUCCUUGCCGCCGCUCGAGGCUAUGGGCGAAUUAUUCACCGUGGUAUACAAGAUCUAUCUCCGGAAGCUUGAGAAGCUGCGUACCAAUUUGAAUACGCGUUCCAAGGAAGGUAAGGCUCUCAAAAAACUUUGUGACGACCUGAACGUGGAGAGUGAUUCGUCAUUUCCUGACCUAGUUGCGAGGCUGCGUGCAUCGGAGAUUAUGCACAAGCCUUUGAGGGAUGACUGGAAGGCUGGCCUGCGUCUCACUGCUGCUGCUCUUUGUGGGCACCGUUUUCCGGGAUGGCAACAAGCAGCUAAGUCUGCAUGGGCGCUCAGCCCGGGAGCUUGGGCCUUUGUGGCCAACCACAUUGAUCGUACAGUUCAAGGUUUCCGUCGACGGCGGGGGCUGAACAUGCUGCGUAAGAUAGCUGUUCGGCGGCGUGAUCUUUGUUUUCCGAUUUCAAUCGUCAGUUUUUCCAUACCGUGGCUUGGGUCUGAGCGUGCGCGGCAGGUGGUACUGCGAACCUUGCGCCGACUCAUUUCUUCAUGGCGUUCGAAGGGGUGCUGGGUCCCUAUCUUGCGUCAUGCGAAAUGCUUUGUCACUUGGUCUUCCACUCCGAAAGUGAAGGACCUCCUUUCGAAUUCGCGUUCCAUGAACGACUGGCUAGCUGAAAAAUCAUGUCCUGCCUGCCGCUGUGCGGAGCUCCGGCAAGCUGAUCCUUCAUGGCCCACUGUAGUGGUUGAUGGCACACCGCAUGUUGCCGCCUCACAGGGCACCGUCCCAUGGCCUGAGAGUCUGCAACACCUUGCACGGUGGCCAGCUAGUUUUGCCUUACCUCCCACUUGGGAUGAUCUUGCUUCGGCGGUUCGCGAGGCCUUCCGAGGUCUCCGUAGGCGCUGUCGUAUUCCUCAAGAUGACCCCUGUACUGACAGGGUUAUCGUUGAAUGUACAGCGGAACUAUGGUCGCUUUUCUCUUCUGGGAUUGGUGGUGCCACACCCAUCUCGCAUGGAGAUAUCCAAGCUGCAAAGACGUGGCUUCGGGGCAUGUUUGUGACUGUUUUUGACCACAACCUUUCCUGUCUGGCCAUCACGUGUCAAAAAUUGGCAUAUGAGCAGGCCUGUAAGCUGCUUGAUCUUUCAGGCCCGCUGCCGGAACCCAACAUUGUGUGGGAACAAGCUGAUACCAAGGCGCUGCAGGAUGCCAUUGUACAGAUGGCGGUUGUUCCCGGUUUGAAGGAUGAGUUCCUGAUGCCGAACAAAUUCACAAAGGUUCCCAAGCAUCAAUGGCAGCUCGGAACUGUGGCUGUUCUUCCCAAAUGGAAAUCGCCUGGACUUCGCUGGCGGUUGAUCAUACAGAAACACGCCACACCGUGUUGUUUGCUGCAUUCCGUCAUCUCCAGGGCUCUGGAUGUUUUGUUGGACCGAUUCCCGUAUCAUCUUUGGUCGGAUUUCAUGUCAAUACAGGAUGUUGUUGACAUGGUCCAUGAUUUUAAUGUACAGUCCAGACAACUGGGGUACGACUCCGGAUACACUGUUGCAGGGGACAUGAAGGACUGUUUUCGGCACCUGCCCUGUCCAGACGGUGCGCUCAUGUGGACGGCUCUCUCGGCGUGGUGGCGGGAUCAGCACGUUCAGGGUGUAAGCAUCCUUCGAAAGAGCGCUGACGGCAAAGGGUGCUUGGGCAUGUGUACAGAUCCCGGCUGGAUUUACUGCUCAUUUGAUUCCAUCGGAGCAGUUGUGCAGCAUUUUUCGAUGACGAACUUUAUCCAUGUAGAAGGUUCUCUGGGACGUGAGUUGCAGGGGGUGCCUCAAGGGGACGCUUUGAGCUCGGCAUUUCUUCGCCUCUGGAAAUGGUACCGAGAGUUUGUCCUCAGGCACGGCUCAUCUGCUCUCCCCAACUGUAUCGCUUUCCCUGAAACGCGACGCAAACUUUUGCACCUCAAAACCACCAAUUGUUUGUUGCUUGACGUCUCCUACAGGGAUGACUUGCGCAUGUUUUUUGCGUGGAGGUCGAGUUCUCCUCUGUCGCGCAGUUUCUUGUACAACUGGGCAUGGCAGCAAUUUGAUAGACGAUUUCAGGCUGGCACCAUGCGCUUGGAAGGCAGCGAGCCAGAAGUGUUUGUUGGCCUUGCUUGCUCAUGGAGGGGUGGCCAAAUGUUUGUAAAACCGUCUUACCCUGAUCCGUUUGCUGCUUUUUGCUAUGACAGGGUGGACUCUUUUCCACUUGUUCCUUGGUGCUCUUGGAUGCCGCCGCAACAGAAGAAGAACGCUGUAAGGGGAUUGCUUUGCCGUGCUUUCUACCAGUCUUCGGACAGAUCUGGGCGUCAUGAUGCCUUCUGGGACGUCUUAACCUCCCUAGUCCUAAGGGCUGGGUACCCACUGAGGUUUGUGCAGCAACAUGCUCGGAAAUGGGCUUUAACAUGGGUCCCUCAGGGGCAAAGAUGCGUUGACCCGUUAGUUUGCACGGACAUUGAUGCCUGUUUUUCGCGUCUGGAGAGUCUCAACAUGUCAUUUGCGUGA
Symbiodinium sp. CCMP2592 is the source of this 3618-nucleotide messenger RNA. The record is from the annotation of a GenBank genome assembly. NCBI's taxonomy places the organism in Eukaryota, Dinophyceae, Suessiales, Symbiodiniaceae.